This is a messenger RNA of Akanthomyces muscarius, 2124 nucleotides long. RefSeq lists its product as uncharacterized. The record is from RefSeq and is a predicted model, not a curated record. The transcript has 2 exons. NCBI's taxonomy places the organism in Eukaryota, Fungi, Ascomycota, Sordariomycetes, Hypocreales, Cordycipitaceae. The coding region runs from base 1 to 2124 and encodes 707 amino acids.
AUGGCCACCGCCGCAGAGACCAUCCAGGCCUCGGGCCCCGCGGCCUCUGUCCAGGACCAGACGCUGCUUGUCUUUGCGCGGCUCAUGGAGGGCGGCCAGGAAGACGAGGAGACGUGCCGCGACCUCGACCUCCUCACCAAGAUGCUCAACGACGACGCGGGCUUCCAGGUUACGAACCCGGCGCACAAGUCCAUCUGCCGGGUCAUUGAUUCCGACUGCGUCGACACCAUCCUCUGCUACCUCGACAUGCGCCAGCCCGAGGUUGUGCGCGGCCAUGCUGUCCUUACAACCUCGGCGUACAUGCGCGCCGCCGCCGACGACGGCUCCGCCAAGCUGCGCGCCUUUUUUCUCGACCGCGUCCAGCGACGCACUUACGACGACUACAUUGUGGCGUUUUGCGUCGCCUCGGCCGCGUUUCCCAUUGUGCCGGACCUGACGACGGAAAUGUUCCUGAACGAGGGGUUCCUAAGCUCGCUCGGCCCGCUAAUGCGCAGGGAGUGGAAGAGCCGCAAGGUGGAGACGGCGUGUCUCGAGAUGGUGAAUGCGGCGUGCAUGGACAGCAGAUGUCGGGAGGCAAUUCAAAAGUACUGCGUGGAGUGGCUUGAGGAGAUCGUGGAGCAGUACACAAUGGACAUGGGACGCAGGCUGAGCGAACAUCCGAACCUGCAAGGCGAAGAGGGAUCUGUUUCCAUGAGACAACAUUCAGAGCAAGUGCAGUAUCUCGCGGCUGUCAUUUUGGCCAAACUUCGGGCUGUGCCUAGACCAUCCGCAAUGACCGACCCGAACGCGUCUCGCGUCGAGUCUGCCGUCACGUCUAUAGAAGAGCUAUCCGGGCUGUUCACCAAGAUGAUUCUGCGGGACGAGGACAACAGCGGCAAGCAACAUUCCAUCGAAGGGUUGGCAUAUGCCUCCUUACAACCAAAAAUUAAAGAAACCAUAAUCAAGGACUCGGAGCUGCUCAAGAAGCUCCUCUCCACCCUCUCCAAAGCGCCGCCCCGUUCGCCGACGACAUACGGUGCCCUGAGUAUCUUUCAAAACCUGACACGAUACCGCCCGCUCUUGACGGAAGAAGAAAAGAAAAUGUCGCAACUGAAGGCUUAUGCAAAUGCGGAGGGUAAGAUUCCAGGCAUGGAUAUGCUUGAUGAUGAUGAGCAUGUCGAUGCGCGAUGCAAGGCUGUCUUUGAGGCGGGAAUUACACCCGUGCUCGUUGCCCACGGCAAACACGACUCCGCAGCCGCUCUCGGAAUCAUUGUCAGCAUCAUUCUCUCCCUCACCACAAUUAAGAGCAUUCGUGGGAAACUGGCUCAGCAAGGCGCGGUGAAGCUUCUUCUCGUUGCUUGGAGCGCCCUCAACGAGAACCAGCGUGACGCCCGACGCAACGCCGCGCAAGCCCUCGCCCGCAUCCUCAUCAGCAUCAACCCCGCGCUUGUCUUUGGCGGAACGCGGGCGAACCCCAUCGACGCAGCCAUUGCACCUCUCGUCUCCAUCCUGCCGCCCGACCCAGCCUCGGACCGCCGCGACCUGCUCCCCACCUUUGAGUCGCUCAUGGCACUUACAAAUCUGGCCUCCAUGGAAGGUCCCGGCAUCGCGCAGCAAAUCAUCCGCCACGCCUGGCCGCACAUCGAGGAGCAGCUGCUAUCAUCAAACCAUCUCGUGUCUAAGGCUGCCGUCGAGCUCGUGUGCAACCUUAUGCAGUCGCCCGACGGUCUUGCGCUGUACGCCGAUGGCAGCGCGCAAGCCAAUCAGCGCCUGCACAUCCUUCUCGCGCUCGCCGACGCUGAGGACGUGGGGACACGCAGCGCCGCCGGCGGCGCUCUUGCGGCGCUCACGCAAUACGAGAAUGUGGUGCGCAGCAUCGUGCACCGGAAGCGCGGCGUCGAGGUCCUUCUUGCGAUGUGCGUGGAUGACAAUGAGGACUUGUGCCACCGUGGCGCCGUCAGCAUCUCCAAUAUGGUGUCUGCGGAUGGUGACGUCGGCAGCGAUGCGCGCGACAAGAUUCGCGAGGAGGACGGCGUGGAGAUCCUCAAAGCCUGCGCGAGCAAGACCAGACGGCCGGAGGUGGUCCAGGUGGCUGCGGAGGCGCUGCUGCGACUCGUUGAAAGAGAGAUUACGGAAGUUGAUUGA